This is a messenger RNA of Erythranthe guttata (spotted monkey flower), 2160 nucleotides long. RefSeq names its product phytyl ester synthase 2, chloroplastic. Lineage: Eukaryota; Viridiplantae; Streptophyta; Magnoliopsida; Lamiales; Phrymaceae. Gene Ontology annotation, cellular component: membrane. The record is from RefSeq and is a predicted model, not a curated record.
GAACAAUCUCUUACUAUAUUACCGUUGAAUUAUGAAAAAAAAAGAAAAAAAGAAAAAGAAAAAAAUAAUGAAAGAAAAAUCAACAGGGCUCCCUGUGCAACUAGCACCACAGUAUUGUCAGGUAGUGGGGAUCGGCUGUUUUUGGAUCUCAAUAAAUUUUGACUGCACAAAUAUCUAUCGAUGAAUUUGACUAUUUAAAAAUGAAGUGUCCAAUUUCUGUAUGCUACUCUACGCCUGGAGUACACGUUAGCAGGCAGGCCACUCCCCAUCAAUGGCGGCGAUGGUCGAAAAUGGACUUCUCGCCGCCGCUUUCCCGACAGUUCUCCGCCACCAGCAGACAACCCAUCAGAAGCUCAGUUACCGGCCGACUGGCCGCAGCUGCCCGCGCGUGAGCGGAAGCAGCUUCAAGACGAAGAGCAGUUUGAGCUCGGGUUAUUACGCGGAGCAAUCGAAGAAGUUGACGGAGGUCGACGGCGGCGGGCCGCCGCGGUGGUUUUCGCCGCUGGAGUGCGGGUGUAGCAGGUCAACAAACUCUCCUCUCUUGCUCUUCUUACCAGGAAUUGAUGGCUCUGGACAUGGUCUUACGUUGCACCACGAACGACUCGGAGAGAUUUUUGACGUGUGGUGUUUGCACAUUCCUGUAACGGAUCGAACACCCUUGGCAGACCUAGUGAAGUUGGUUCAGAGUACAGUUAGAUCAGAGCAUAAUCGAGCAGCAAAGAGACCGAUAUAUCUUGUCGGGGAAUCUUUUGGAGCAUCACUUGCACUAGUUGUUGCUGCUCAAAACCCUGAUAUCGAUCUCGUUCUAAUCCUGGCUAAUCCAGCUACAAGUUUGAGCAAAUCCUUGCUGCAAAACGUUGUGCCUUUGUGGGAUAUAAUUGAUAAACAUCGUUCAAUUAGUUCGAUACCAGUAGAAACAAUUCUAUGGAAGCUGAAUAUGAUUAAUGAGAUGCAAAAUCAUUUGAACUCGAAUCUUCGUACCGUCGACGCUCAGACACUGAUACUUAACAGUGGGAAGGAUAUUCUUCUGUCGAGCAUAACAGAACAAGAAAAUCUCCGUAGCGUUCUCAAACGUUGUGAGGUUCGUUCGUUUAUCGGCAACGGCGACCCUCUAUUCUUGGAUGAUACUUUUGAUUUGGCAGCGGCCAUAAAGCGCGCCAGCUAUUAUCGACGUGGAAGAUCCGUUGAUUUUAUCUCGGAUUUCAUGCCACCGAGCCCUUCUGAAUUUGACAUGGUUUAUGAUCCGUUCAGAUGGAUGGAUGUGGCUGUGAAUCCCGUAAUGCUGUCGACUUUGGACAACGGAAAAAUAAUCCGAGGGCUUUCUGGAAUUCCUUCAGAAGGGCCCGUAUUAUUCGUCGGUAACCACAUGAUGUUGGCGAUGGAUCUUGUACCGUUGGUUUCCAAGUUCGUGAUCGAGAGGAAUAUUACGGUCCGGACGAUGGCACAUCCGUUAUAUUUUGAACGACUGACCAAGGAUGGAAAAUUACCAGAUUUGUCCUUCUUCGAUGUGUUCAGAGUUCUUGGUGCAGUUCCAGUUACAGCAGCUAACAUGUAUAAACUUUUUAAGUUGAAGUCUCAUGUGUUGCUUUUUCCGGGUGGUAUACGAGAGGGGUAUCAUCGGAAGGGUGAGGAUUACAAAUUGAUUUGGCCCGUUGAACCGGAGUUUGUUAGAAUGGCCGUCAAAUUUGGAGCGAAAAUUGUACCUUUUGGAGGUGUUGGGGAGGAUGAUGUUCUUCAAUUGUUGUUAGACUCCGAUGAUCAAAUGAAGAUUCCGCCCCUCAAGUCUUUGAUAGAAGAACUAACCAACGAAGCGGUUAGGUUAAGGACCGAUGCUGGAGGCGAAGUUGGAAAGCAACUCCUGUACUAUCCAAUAGCCCUUCCCAAAUUGCCCGGUCGCUUUUAUUUCCUAUUCGGGAAGCCAAUCCCAACAGCAGGAAGGGAGGAUAUAUUGAGAAACAAAGAUAAAGCUAAGGAAAUGUACUUAGAGAUACAAAAUGAGAUAGAUAAAUGCAUUGUUUAUUUGAAGGAGAAACGAGAAAAGGAUCCGUAUAGGAACCUUUUAGCUCGUUUGCCUUAUCAGGGCUUCAACGGCUUCGAUUCUCAAGUCCCGACUUUCGACAUUUGAUCAUAAUUCUUAAAUUGAUAUUCGCUUUCAAUUUA